CAGCCGCGUGGACUCCGGCUUUUGUGAGCUUGUGGUUGCAAGCCGGGCAUUACUGCAGCUCUCUUCCUGGUGGUUCUCGGGUCUCGGGGAAGCGUCCCAGUUUCCUCCUAGUUCGGAUCUGCCUCGCUUUCUUUCCUCCGCAGCUCGGCAUGCAGAAUAAAGACACCUCCCCCUACGGCUUCCUGCCUAGGUUCCAGCAUUUCGCCACUCAGGCCAUCCACGAGGGCCAGGAGCCGGAGCAGUGGAAGUCCCAAGCCGUGGUGCCCCCGAUCUCACUGUCCACCACCUUCAAGCAGUGUGCUCCAGGACAGCACUCGGGUUUUGAGUACAGCCGCUCUGGAAACCCCACCAGGAACUGCUUGGAAAAGGCCGUGGCAGCACUAGAUGGGGCUAAGUAUAGUUUGGCCUUUGCUUCUGGCUUAGCAGCUACCAUGACUAUUACCCAUCUCUUAAGAGCUGGAGACCACAUCAUCUGUAUGGAUGACAUGUACGGAGGUACAAACAGAUACUUCAGGACAGUGGCAGCCAAAUUUGGAUUAAAGAUUUCUUUUGUUGACUGUUCCAGAACCAAAUUGUUAGAAGCAGCCAUCACAGCAGAAACCAAGCUUGUUUGGAUUGAAACCCCCACAAACCCCGGCUUGAAGAUGGUUGAUAUCGAAGCCUGUGCACAUAUUGUCCAUAAGCAUGGAGACAUCAUUUUAGUGGUGGAUAAUACUUUCAUGUCAGCGUACUUCCAGCGACCUUUGGCUCUGGGAGCUGAUAUUUGCAUGUAUUCAGCAACAAAAUAUAUGAAUGGCCACAGUGAUGUUGUAAUGGGCCUAGUGUCACUUAAUUCUGAGAGCCUCCAUGACAAGCUCCGCUUCCUACAGAACUCCAUCGGAGCAAUUCCAUCUCCUCUUGACUGUUACCUGUGCAACAGAGGACUGAAGACCCUACAAAUUCGAAUGGAGAAGCAUUUUGAGAAUGGAAUGGCGGUUGCUCAGUUUUUGGAAUCACACCCUCUGGUAGAGAAGGUUAUUUAUCCUGGGCUUUCCUCUCAUCCUCAGCAUGAGCUGGCAAAACGACAGUGCACAGGCUGCCCGGGGAUGGUCACCUUUUAUAUUAAGGGAGCCCUGCAGCAUGCUGAGAAUUUCCUCAAGAACAUUAAGUUAUUCACUCUUGCUGAGAGCUUGGGAGGAUACGAGAGUCUUGCUGAGCUUCCGGCAAUCAUGACUCACGCCUCGGUACCUAAGAGUGACAGAGAUAUCCUGGGGAUUAGUGACACGUUGAUUCGACUCUCUGUGGGGCUAGAGGAUAAAGCUGAUCUAAUAGAAGACCUGGACCAAGCUUUGAAGGCUGCACACUCUCCAAAUGCAAGUCGAAACUAGUGACUUCCUGAGAAGAUCAAAUACUCUAAAUAACUGGACCAUUAACGAGUCUUCUGAAGAAUUUUCAAGUGAAAAUUUUAAGACACUUCAUUGCUUUUCACAACUGUAAUAUUCUGGGAACAAUCCUUCAAAAAUGGUUUCUCUUAUUGUAAUGGAAAGGUCAAUUCUCUUAGAGGCUUUAUUCAUUUUCAUGAACACUUGGCUCAGGGAGGAGAUUAGUGCUGCUUUGGGGAAGCAUUUUCUUUCUGUAGCUGUAAACAGUCGUGUUUACAAUAUAAUGGUAUGGUGAUUUUGUUUUUGGUGUUUUCUGAAGAAUUUAAAUUAUUAAAUGAGUGUUCUUAAAUUA
Messenger RNA from Erinaceus europaeus (western European hedgehog), 1713 nucleotides. RefSeq names its product cystathionine gamma-lyase (gene CTH). Bases 150 to 1367 code for a protein of 405 amino acids. Gene Ontology annotation, biological process: transsulfuration. The record is from RefSeq and is a predicted model, not a curated record. Lineage: Eukaryota; Metazoa; Chordata; Mammalia; Eulipotyphla; Erinaceidae. Gene Ontology annotation, cellular component: cytoplasm. The transcript has 12 exons. Gene Ontology annotation, molecular function: cystathionine gamma-lyase activity; pyridoxal phosphate binding.